AUGUCUUCCGUGCUGUCCUACGAAAGCCUGGUCCACGCCGUGGCGGGAGCCGUGGGAAGCGUGACAGCAAUGACAGUAUUUUUUCCCUUGGAUACAGCUCGACUUCGACUUCAAGUUGAUGAGAAAAGAAAGUCCAAAACAACACACAUGGUGCUCCUGGAGAUCAUUAAAGAAGAAGGCCUCCUGGCACCAUAUCGAGGGUGGUUUCCAGUUAUCUCCAGUCUCUGCUGCUCCAAUUUUGUAUAUUUCUACACUUUUAAUAGCCUCAAAGCAGUCUGGGUCAAAGGUCAGCAUUCUACUACUGGAAAAGAUCUGGUUGUUGGAUUUGUUGCAGGGGUGGUGAAUGUGCUCCUCACGACUCCACUCUGGGUGGUAAAUACCAGACUGAAGCUGCAAGGGGCAAAAUUUAGGAAUGAAGACAUUGUACCGACCAACUACAGUGGUAUCAUUGAUGCUUUUCACCAGAUCAUCCGGGAUGAAGGGAUCCUGGCUUUAUGGAAUGGCACCUUUCCCUCCCUGCUGCUGGUCUUCAAUCCUGCCAUCCAGUUCAUGUUCUACGAAGGCUUAAAACGGCAGCUUUUAAAGAAACGAACGAAGCUUUCUUCCCUGGAUGUGUUCCUCAUUGGCGCAAUUGCCAAAGCAAUCGCCACCACGGUCACCUAUCCUAUGCAGACAGUACAGUCAAUUCUGAGGUUUGGACAUCACAGACUCAACCCAGAAAACAGAACACUGGGGAGUCUUCGGAACAUUCUCUAUCUCCUUCACCAGCGAGUAAGGCGUUUUGGAAUUGUGGGACUCUACAAAGGCCUUGAAGCCAAGCUGCUGCAGACAGUCCUCACUGCUGCUCUCAUGUUCCUCGUUUACGAGAAGCUGACGGCUGCUACCUUCAUGGUCAUGGGGCUGAAGAGCACGCGCAAGCACUGA
Molecule: messenger RNA, 924 nt
Organism: Rangifer tarandus platyrhynchus (Svalbard reindeer)
Lineage: Eukaryota; Metazoa; Chordata; Mammalia; Artiodactyla; Cervidae
Source: the annotation of a GenBank genome assembly